This is a messenger RNA of Penicillium brasilianum, 1283 nucleotides long. The record is from the annotation of a GenBank genome assembly. Lineage: Eukaryota; Fungi; Ascomycota; Eurotiomycetes; Eurotiales; Aspergillaceae.
CUUUUGCUCUUCUGACCGCUACCGCCUCUUCACUCACCGCUUUUCUUAUUGCCUGCAGUCUUCUUUGUUUUGUCCACAAUUACAUUCGGGCAGGCGGUCGCAGCGAUAACGAUAACGAGAUGCAUCACCAUCGGCGAAGCUGCGGUCUUUCUGUUCCUCUUCUCGUCCCUCCUCCUCGUUCUCUCCCCGCCGUUCCUCGUGUACGCCGUGUAAUUCGUCCCUAUUGCGAUUCCUCACAGACAAGAUGGCGACCACGACGGCAACGGCGAUCCAGAGCAGCCACCCUCCAAUCAUCCCUAUGGAUUUCUCCGCACAGCAACCCAAGACAAUUCGGCUUUACCCCUUGAGCAACUACACUUUUGGUACCAAGGAGACUCAGCCCGAGGAAGAUCCCUCCGUGCCAGCUCGCCUGAAGCGGCUGGAGGAGCAUUAUGACCUCCACGGUAUGCGCCGUACCUGCGAGGGUGUUCUCGUUUGCCACGAACACAACCACCCUCACGUUUUGAUGCUGCAGAUAGCGAAUGCAUUCUUCAAAUUACCUGGUGACUACCUCCCCCACGACGAAGAGGAGAUCGAGGGCUUCAAGAAGCGCCUGAACGAGCGCCUGGCCCCCGUGGGAUCGCAGUUCUCCGGGGAGGGAGUCAACGAAGACUGGGAAAUUGGUGAUACGCUUGCGCAGUGGUGGCGCCCCAAUUUCGAGACCUUCAUGUACCCGUUCCUGCCAGCACACAUCACCCGGCCGAAGGAGUGCAAGAAGUUGUACUUUAUCACCCUGCCGAAGAAAAAGGUCCUCUCCGUCCCCAAGAACAUGAAGUUGCUGGCGGUCCCUCUCUUCGAGCUGUACGACAACUCGGCGCGAUACGGCCCCCAGCUCUCCGCGAUCCCGCAUCUGCUGUCGCGGUACAAUUUCGAGUUCGUGGACGAGAACGACAACGUUGUCGCCGUCACCCCGGGCACUCCGUUGUCAGCGGACCAGGUCCCGCGUACCAAGGUGCUGGCGGGUGGUAAUGACGAAGAGGAUACGGGGAUGAUCGAUAUCGGCGAAGGAGAGAAGUGAAUUGCCGGAGAAUAGUCGGAGAACCCCACAAGAGGGCGCGGGGAAGAACCGAGCGAGACACAGAGUCAAUCCCAUCGUUCUUCCCCUUCACGAAACAUGAUUCCAACGGCUAGUCCUGCACGGCUGCCAAAAUAAUACAACCUGAACUCUGUAAACUCCUGCAUUUCCCGAUACCCUAAACCAAGUUAGGAUGAGGCUGCAUUUCUCCGAAUUAUCUCCACGAGUC